Messenger RNA from Seminavis robusta, 975 nucleotides. Lineage: Eukaryota; Bacillariophyta; Bacillariophyceae; Naviculales; Naviculaceae. The record is from the annotation of a GenBank genome assembly.
AUGGUGCUUGGUCCAGCCUUGCUUUGGGCUGCGAUGGAACCUGGCUUGGAGCAUAUGAUGACGGCUGAGAUUCGCAACCGCAUCCAGACGGAGUAUGCCCAGCUUCGAACCACUUUGGAUGAGGAUCCUGGGGCCGACUACAACCCAGUGGCGAAGAUCCCUCUGACAAUAUACAAGGUAGCCAAUGCAUUGCACAUUACUGAGUUUGCUCCCACCGCCCAGGUCCAAGCUGGUGCUGAGCCCUUGGUCGGAGGUGCUCCUGGUGGUGUCAACAUGGAACAGCUCAACCAAUUGCUUGCUCUCCAACAUAGGACUCAGCAGGCGAUCGAGGAGGCCCAGCAGAUGCUUGCACAGGACAUCAGCUCCUUGAGGGGCUAUGUCUCUACGAACAUUGCCAUCGUGAACAAGAAUAUUGGGAGGAUCAACCACUUCCAGUUGAUCGCGAGGGGUGGUGGCAACGGUGCUCCAAGGCUUCCUCUUCCUGGUGCGGCCGGUGGAGCUGGCGGCGGCGGUGGUGCUGCGGGAGCUGGCGGCGGUGGUGGAGCUGGCGGUGGUGGUGCUGCUGCAGCUGGCGCAGGUGGCGCAGGACUUCCCCCACCACCACCGAGGAGUCCUGGGCGUUUGGCCCGUCCUCCUGCCGCAAGGGGCCCGACACCCGCUACCCUCCCAGCACAGCUUGCGAAGAAGCCUUUCAACCUCUACGAGUUGUGGGACGAGUGGAUCAAGGGCCUGAACGGGAACAAGGCCGCAUGCGAGUUUACUGCUCGUGAGCGCGGCCGCGUCAAGGACAAGUUCUGCCGCCGCAAGCAUGUGUGGGACUGUGUGAUUCGGUUGAUGGCCAAGGGCUUCGAUUGGAGGGCUGCGGUCGACCGUAUCUAUGCCACCUACGGGUGGCUUACGGUCACCCAGAUCAUCAACAAGUUCAAGCAUGACAAGAAGAAUCAGCCCACCGGCUUCCACCCACGCUUGCGUUGA